Neurospora hispaniola is the source of this 393-nucleotide messenger RNA. RefSeq lists its product as uncharacterized. NCBI's taxonomy places the organism in Eukaryota, Fungi, Ascomycota, Sordariomycetes, Sordariales, Sordariaceae. The annotation marks the transcript as partial. The transcript has a single exon. The record is from RefSeq and is a predicted model, not a curated record.
GUAGCAUGGGAGAGCAUCAGGAGGGAAGGUCUCAAUGGACCCAUGAGGCAUGGUUGGGCUGGGUCAGCUCGGCCCUGGCCAGACACGUUAACGACACAGUGUGUACGGGUUUUUCCUCAGUCUGGUAGGCAAGCAGGUAUUCCCAGACGGACCACACCCUCGGACACAAUCAAAACACGACGGGUGAUGCGGCAUGUGCCACCCAGCCGCCGAACCACGGAGCCGACGAGAAGGCCAGAAGAGACUGGAGGGGCUAGCAACGGUGAUCACGCCCUCUCACUCGUUUCUCACGGUGGCCUGGCUGUGGUUGGUCCAAAAGCGGGUGGGUGGUCCGGUAACAACCCUAGCGGUUGCAUGUCCCAGGCGCCCAUAGGCGGCAUGAUGAGCCAGUGA